Messenger RNA from Aspergillus steynii IBT 23096, 1159 nucleotides. RefSeq names its product NAD(P)-binding protein. Bases 26 to 1048 code for a protein of 340 amino acids. The transcript has a single exon. The record is from RefSeq and is a predicted model, not a curated record. Lineage: Eukaryota; Fungi; Ascomycota; Eurotiomycetes; Eurotiales; Aspergillaceae.
UUUCGCGCCUGUCAGCCGUCCCAUCAUGCCUUCGUCGGUCUUUUUAAUCGGACCUGGUUUCAUCGGCGGGGAGAUUCUUCGUCAUCUCCUCGAAGAGAACUACAGCGUGACUGUUCUUGUCCGCCGACAAUCCAAUGUUGCAGAAUACGAAAGAUUGGGCAUCCGAACUAUCAUCGGUACACUCGAUGACCCCGACGUGAUAUCGAAGCAGGUCGCAGCCAGUGACAUUGUUUUCCACACCGCAACUGCAGACCACCUCCCCUCCGUGCGAGCAGUCAUUGACGGGCUGCGACAAAGAGAGAGACAAGGCUUGUUGACACUCUAUAUCCACACCAGUGGUACCAGUCUACUCUCAGAUGGUGCCGCGGGCGACUGGAAGAGCGAUACGGUGUUUGACGAUGAAAGCCCGGCUCAAAUUGACGCACUACCUGACUCUGCACCUCAUCGUCAGAUUGACUUGGCCAUUGUGAACGCCCGGAAGGAGCUGGCCAAUUUCACUAAGAUGGCGAUUAUGAUCCCGCCACUAAUCUACGGUGUGAGCAGUGCAAACCGCACAUCGAUCCAACUGCCCACCAUCACCCGCUAUUCGCUCAAACAUGGCUACGCCGGGCAGGUUGGGAAAGGUCUUUCUGUCUGGAGUCAGGUCCAUGUCAAGGAUCUAGCACGGGGCUAUAUGACAUUGCUGCAUUGGAUGGAAAAUGCACCCGUGGUGGAGCUUAUAGAAAACCCCUAUUUCUUCUGUGAAAACGGCCAUGAGCUGUCUUGGGGAGAAUGCUCUGCGGAGAUCGGUCGCAUCCUGCACAAGGCAGGCCGCAUCAAUGAAGCGAAGCCGAAAGCAAUUCCCCAGGAAAACUACGGCGAUAUCUUCGGCCAUUACACCGCGACUGUCGUCGGAUCAAAUUCAAGAAGCCGCGCCAUCCGACUUCGGAAACUGGGUUGGACCCCUACGGAGAAACAAACCUUGGCUUCGCUUGCAGAAGAUGAGAUUGGGCUUAUUAUGCAGGAAUCUGGAGAGUUCACUGGUUAUUCCAAGGCCGUUGCUUCUUAAGUCGCGGAGCCAUGCCGUCAUGCGGAGAGAAGCAGAGUGCUAUAAGGAUGUCAGGGGCUAGCGGUGCAAAAGCUCAGGUUUAGUAUAACAGGAUAUUGUGAUAUAGGUAUG